Messenger RNA from Durusdinium trenchii, 327 nucleotides. Lineage: Eukaryota; Dinophyceae; Suessiales; Symbiodiniaceae. The record is from the annotation of a GenBank genome assembly.
AUGGAUCACCAUGUGACGACGACAUCAUGUGACGUGACGGACCCUCCCAUUUCGGAGGAAGGGCAGGACCGAGACAACACCAUCAAGGUGGCGAUCUGUGGCAAGCCCAACAGCGGCAAGUCCUCGCUGUUCAAUGCCUUGGUUGGGGAGGAUCGCAGCAUUGUGAGCCACAUCGAGGGUAGCACCACAGAUGCAGUGGAUGCUUAUUUGGAGGCCUACAACGGGAGACGUGGUCUGCAAUUUGAAGACCGGAGGAACUCCCUCCACCGAACCAUGAAACAUGCAAGUUGGCUGGUUUUGCCAAUCCAGCUCAGGCCAAUGUGCUAA